Messenger RNA from Enhydra lutris kenyoni (northern sea otter), 5324 nucleotides. RefSeq names its product tropomyosin 4. The record is from RefSeq and is a predicted model, not a curated record. Gene Ontology annotation, molecular function: actin filament binding. NCBI's taxonomy places the organism in Eukaryota, Metazoa, Chordata, Mammalia, Carnivora, Mustelidae. Gene Ontology annotation, biological process: actin filament organization; muscle contraction. Bases 168 to 914 code for a protein of 248 amino acids. Gene Ontology annotation, cellular component: actin filament. The transcript is spliced from 8 exons.
GCCCCGACGGCGGCCCGGCCGGGGGCGGGGAGAGGCGGGGGCGGCCCCGGCGCAGGCAAAGGCUCGGGGGCCGGGGCGCGGCUGGUGCAGCUUUCGCCGGAGCCGAGCCGAGCCGAGCGCCCGCCGUUGCCCGCCGCCCGCUGCGUGCGCCUCCGCGCCCCCGCGCCAUGGCCGGCCUCAACUCCCUGGAGGCGGUGAAACGCAAGAUCCAGGCCUUGCAGCAGCAGGCGGACGAGGCGGAGGACCGCGCGCAGGGCCUGCAGCGGGAGCUGGACGGCGAGCGCGAGCGGCGCGAGAAAGCCGAAGGGGAUGUGGCAGCUCUCAAUCGACGCAUCCAGCUUGUUGAGGAGGAGCUGGACAGGGCCCAGGAGCGACUGGCCACGGCCCUGCAGAAGCUGGAGGAGGCCGAAAAGGCCGCGGAUGAGAGCGAGAGGGGAAUGAAGGUGAUAGAAAACCGGGCCAUGAAAGACGAGGAGAAGAUGGAGAUACAGGAGAUGCAGCUCAAAGAGGCCAAGCACAUCGCUGAGGAGGCUGACCGCAAAUACGAGGAGGUGGCUCGUAAAUUGGUCAUCCUGGAGGGCGAGCUGGAGCGGGCGGAGGAGCGUGCCGAGGUGUCUGAACUGAAAUGUGGUGACCUAGAAGAAGAGCUCAAGAAUGUCACCAACAAUCUGAAAUCGCUCGAGGCCGCAUCUGAAAAGUAUUCUGAAAAGGAGGAUAAAUAUGAAGAAGAAAUCAAACUUUUGUCCGACAAACUGAAAGAGGCUGAGACCCGGGCUGAAUUUGCAGAAAGAACGGUUGCAAAACUGGAAAAGACAAUUGAUGACCUGGAAGACGAGCUAUAUGCUCAGAAGCUCAAGUACAAAGCUAUCAGCGAGGAACUGGACCAUGCUCUCAACGACAUGACCUCUCUCUAAGAGGGAGCUGGGGUGCCGUCCUAGGUCCUAGCAAUACCGAAGCUGGCCUUCUCCCUGUGGUGCCUACACUUCCCGUGGGCUUCUACAAGCUCGUUUCCUGCCUCCUGGUUUGGUCUUUCAAGCCUUCCUCUGCUGUGUCUGUGACUGUGUGACUGAAAUAAAGACAGGCGCUCCUUGUGCCCAGGCCCUCAUUUUCAUUUCCUUCACUUGCCGCUUUUGAGCCGUAGCUGUGAUGCCCUUGACGGUGGCUACAACAGAAAGUGGGUGGUUCAGAUGGGGAGCUCAUUUCAAAAGGAAAAUGAUGCCCACGUGAUUCUUUGUGCCUAUAUGAAAACAAAAGCCAAUUUGGCAUGAGCUCUCAAAAAUGUGCUAGCUAACUAUAUCUGCAUGCCAAUAGCAGUUUUUCCUUAAAUAGAAAUUGUUUUUGAAUGGGGACACAUCCAGCCUCUUAAGGAGCUUGAUAGAGUCAGCAGAAACUGGGAGGCUUCUGUCUAAAGAGAGACUCGUCUUGAAUGGAGUAUGACCUGCGGUUUCAAAAAGCGGCAGUGGUAUUCUGGUCUCCUUUUUCUUCCUUUUCGCAUUUGUUUUCUGUGUUACCCUCUGAGAGUGGUGUCCGAGGUUCCCUGUGUCUUCACUGUUCAUGGAACAUCUAUCCAGCCCUGGGUCUUGGGAGGAAGUUCACCAGUGUGCCUCACCUCUAUCCUCUGCCCUUAGAAAACAACUACACAAGGGAUGAAAACGCAUCCCAUUAGCAGGGAAAGGGGGUGGAAGCUGAAGAAAAUCAGACAGAGAUGAUUCAUUCCCGAGUUCCAAAGUUGCCUGAGAUGGUAACAGCUAUCUCCUCAUACUUAAAUUUAACUCGAAUCAAGAACCUUGCUUUGGUUUGGUGAGAACUCUUAAAGUUAGCCUGUGGGUAUUAAGAGAUAAUGUAUAUACUGACCAAAAGCUCGUAGAUUUUUCCACAAGAAGCCAAAUUUUAAAUAUUUCAUCUACUCUCCCCUGCCCCCCACUACCACCACCACCACCACCAUAAAUUAUCCCAGAAGCACUGCCAUUUUGAUGUCCACGCAUGUCUUCUAGACUGCCCCUGUGAACCUGAGAGCAGCAUGGAGAUCUCCAAUUAGAGCAACAAUUUUUGGUUACUGUAGCUUUAUUUUUUCUCAUCCUGUAAUUUUAUUCAGGUGGGAACCUCUGUCCCAGUUCUCUAUAUUCAUGCCUCCCAAAUCCAUCUCCCUCCAACUAUUCACAGCCUUCCAACCUCAGCCUUUCCCUGGUUUCUUAACUCCCGUCCACCGUGAACUCUUGCAUAAACCACUCCCCCCACAUACGGCCAUACUCAGGACUGUGGAAACGCUGAGCUAUGAAGGGGCGGGUGUUUUAUGUUUGCUCACUAUAUUUGUUCCUGGGAUUUUUCCAGAUGUAGGUGGCCUCCACACUUUGAAAUAACUGCAGCCCUACUUAUCCAGUCAUUCCACUUAACUAAGCCCCUAAGUGGAACUUCAUUUACAGAGAUUUGGGCUAACAUGACCUCCGACCACCUAUUGACGGUCUAGGGGCCUGUCACACUUCUCGAGGACAAUUGAUACCUUAAGGGAAAGGCGUUUUUUUGUUUUGUUUUGUUUUUCUCUUAGAUCUAAUACAAAGUAGACACCAGAGAAUCCAAGUGGCAAGGUGACAUGUGGUCAGGAUUUGUAGUGGGGAGACCUGGGUUUGAAUCUCAGCCCUGUGGGACCUUGUACAAGCAGCUUAGCUUUUCUGCAAAACAGAAGUGGUGGCUCCGUCCGUGAGGCAUAGGGGAGACCACGGAGUGGGUACUGUCCAUCCACAUUAGUCAGGCCCACGCCGCUCGCUGUUCUUUUCUGUCACAGAAUCCGCCCGAUCAUAGCGAGACCAGAUAUUUUUCAGUGCCUUGUGAGAUGAAAGGUUGAGCAGUUCUAGUUGAAAGACUGCCAUCUUUGCAGUCAGUUUUUUUUUCCUUUCUGAAAAUUUCCAAGCUGAUCCUAUCACAAUUUAUGAGGCAUUUUGCUUUCCUCCAGUGUUUUAAUGAUUUUUGACCUCGUCUCUUAUCGGCGGCCAUCACUCACGGCAAACCAGUUCUGUCUUGAUCGCUGUUGUGCCUAGCCCUAAAUGGCAUCUCACUUUUUCGGUUUUUGAAAAUUUAUUUUAUCAGCCUGGUCACUUAAUAACUCACCUGUAGUCUGACUUAGAUUUUCAGUCAUGCUGCGUUUAUCUGGGGUUUGACUCCAUGGCUAUGGACACACAGACACAAUAACAUGAUUAUGCCUGGAAUUUCAAUGGCCGUUCCCAAAGCCUCCGAAGAAAAAAUGGAUUUCAGGAUUAUAAUUUCCUACCAUAGGCUAAUUAACUGGCCCUAGGUGGGGAAUGUAUUGUUUCCCGUAUCUACGACUAUGUUUUUGUGUGCGUAGCACUUCCUGAGUUCUGAAGCACCUCUCAUUUGUUCCUUAUGGUAAUCUGCAUGCCCUGUAUUUCUGUUUUUAUCCUUGACAGAUAGGGAAACUGAGACUUAGCAAGGUUAAAUGGCAUAUUUCAGUGGUACUACUGGGGUUUAAGUCCAGGUGUUCCAACUCUAGACUGCCAGAUUUAACAAAUGAAAACAUAGGACACCCAGUUAAAUUUGAAUUUCAGAUAGGCAAUGAGUAAUUUUUUGGCAUAAGUGUAUGUCAUGCAACAUUUGGGAUAUACUUGUCCUAAAAAAGUAUUUGUUGCUUACUUGAAAUUCAAAUUUAAUUGAAGACUCUGUAGUUUAUCUUGCAACCCUGACUCCCAUAUUUGAUACUUGAUCUCUGUUAUUCCAUGGUAUUCUGUGAUAAUUAAAAUGUAAAGUACUUUCUCUGUUAUGACUUCACUCUGACAGUUUGUGGAGUUUAGAAACCUUUUCCUCCUUAACAAAGAUGCUUAUUAAUUUCUUUUUCCCCCACUCUUAAUCCUCACCAGAAAAACUUGCCCAGGCCAAAGAAGAGAAUGUGGGCUUACAUCAGACACUGGAUCAGACACUAAACGAACUUAACUGUAUAUAACCAAAACAGAAGAGUCUUGUUCCAACAGAAACUCCAGAGCUCCAUGUCUUUCUCUUCUCUUGUAAGAAGUUUCUUUUGCCAUUGAAAUCUUCGCUUUGCUGGAAAUGUCAAGCAAAUUAUGAAUAUAUGACCAAAUAUUUUGUAUCAGAGAAGCUUUGAGCACCAGUUAAAUCUAAUUCCUUCCUUUUUUCAAAAGGCACCAGCUUUUUCAGCUCUAUUUUUAUCCUUAAGUUGCAUUUAUUCAUAAGGUAGGCAGGGUAUUUUAUAUUGAGCAUACUCUCUUAAGACUGAGGGCAUUUGGUUCCUGGGAAAAUGGACAACCCUAUACUUUUCAAAAACAACUCCAGUAUCUAGUCAUGGGUCAGCUUAAAAGGCUGAAGAAUGUAUAACUUUCUGGGCCACUGUUGGUCACAUGACAGGUAACCAGGGACCAUCACAUUAAAAUAUGGGUAGGGAUUUUCCAUCCAGAGCAAAAAAAAAAAAAAAAAGGCCAGGGGGAGGGGGUUGGCUUUGUGGAACUCUUAAACCAUAGACAGAUUAACCUAAUCAUCUUGGCUCUCUCCCACACUCUACCAUGCAGAACAAACAUCUUCUGAGCAGUCAGCAUGAGAAUGCUCGGUACAUAAUCAUAUUACCCCAAUAUUUUCUGGAUAGAUCCUUGAUGUUAGGCUCUUCUUCAUGUUCCUUUCAUUCUAAAGUUGUUCUCUGAGGAGCAGAUAGCUUAUUCCAAUAAUGAUCUGUGCUUGUCUGCUGUGAUCUGAGACCAUCUCCUCAGCAGGAAUGAAUAUGGUAGAAGUCAGUCUUAUUCAGAGAAGUCCUAUCAAGAAGACCACUAGCCAUCAAUAACUGAGCAGUUGUUAACAAAUACUGGGCAGAAGGGGCCUCUCUGACAGCAAAGUAGAGAUAAAGUAAUCAGCCUAGCUUCAUGUCCUUUAUACUUCAGGGAAUGGCAAACGGAAGAUUUACUUAUGUAGGACUUUAAUUCCUUCUUCAGGACCAAGUUAAUAAAAGACCAAGAAACUCCUGAUUAAACUGGAUAUGGAGUAUUUUGUAGGCAGGGCUGCACAUUUUGGCUUUGUUAUAUUUCUGCUUUCUUGGUUAACGUCUCAGAGCUGAAACAUUCCACAUUCCCCAGCAGUGUGGGGGCCAACUCAAGUUUACAAUUCUGAUAAAAUCACCCUGCUUCUAGCUUAUUCAAGUCCUCUACCCCUCACUCCUAUUUAUUAAGCAUCACACUACCCAGAAGGUACACUAGCAAAUUGUGCAAUUGAAUAAAACCCACACUUUCCAUUUAGAUUCUUGCAACUGUAUCAUAUGUAAUAGUAUCACUUUUUCUACAUUUUGGUCAAAUAAAUUUUUACAUAAACUAUAA